AGCAGCAGCAGUAGCGGCCGUGACAGAACACACGGGACGGGUAAUUCUUAUCAUGGAUUGUGAAGAAAUUCCAGAGUUUUCAACUUCAGAGGAAGAAGCUGCAUACUGGAAAGAGCUGACUUUAAAAUAUAAACAAAGUUUUCAAGAGGCCCAUGAAGAGCUGGCAGAAUUUCAGGAAGGCAGCAGAGAACUGGAAGCAGAGUUAGAGGCCCAACUGGUACAGGCUGAACAAAGAAACCGAGAUUUACAAGCAGACAACCAAAGAUUAAAACAGGAAGUGGAAACCUUAAAGGAAAAACUUGAACACCAGUAUGCACAAAAUUAUAAGCAAGUGUCUUUAUUGGAAGAUGACUUGAGCCAGACUCGGGCAAUUAAAGACCAAUUGCAUAAAUAUGUAAGAGAGCUAGAACAAGCCAAUGACGAUCUUGAGCGUGCGAAAAGGACCACAAUUGUUUCUUUGGAAGAUUUUGAACAAAGGCUGAAUCAAGCCAUAGAGAGAAAUGCUUUUUUGGAAAGUGAACUGGAUGACAAGGAAUCUCUGCUAGUUUCCGUGCAAAGACUGAAAGAUGAAGCUAGAGAUUUAAGGCAAGAACUAGCAGUACGAGAAAGACAACAAGAAGUAACCAGGAAAUCUGCUCCUAGUUCCCCAACCCUGGAUUGUGAAAAGAUGGAUUCAGCAGUCCAAGCUUCACUGUCAUUGCCAGCAACACCUGUUGGGAAAGGCUGUGACAACAGCUUUCCCUCUCCAAAAGCUAUUCCCAAUGGCUUUGGUACCAGCCCCCUUACUCCAUCUGCCCGAAUAUCAGCUCUCAACAUUGUAGGUGAUCUUCUAAGAAAAGUGGGGGCUUUAGAAUCCAAAUUAGCUGCUUGUAGGAACUUUGCAAAGGACCAGGCAUCACGUAAAUCAUAUGUUGCAGGAAACAUAAAUAGCAGUAUGAUCAACAGCAAUGGCAUGAAGUUCUGUCAUCCAGGACAUACAACAUUUUAUGACAAAGCCCCCUGUAGUGUUCUCCCUGCCCCCAAUUGUCGCUGGAUCCUGAAACAGCCACGUUUGCUUAUGGACCCAACCCAAUCUGCUGCUGCUGCUGCCUUAUGAAUGGCCUAUAGUUGGGUGGUGGGACUGACUGAGGUCAGAUUCCCUACAUAUUUCAUGGGGCAGUCAACGGGUUUGACCAAGGCCCACCACCAGGUCUAGGAGCAUCCAGACCAUCAUCUGCACCCGGCAUGCUCCCUCUGAGCGUAUGAAUGGAUUGCAAAGCUAUGAUGGGACUUGGGUUUUGUUCUUGAAGGAAUAAGAAAAAAAGCUGCUUGUGAUAGUUUUCUGUUGGCACCCCCUGCUGGAGCUGAGCGGGUGUUACAGAACGCAGAAACUGCCCAGAAAACCAAGCACAUACAGAGCACUCCUUGUUAAUACAGUCUAUUUUCUUCUAUUUCCAUCGUGGACAUUCUUAAAAUGGUCACCACUGAUGUUUCUCUCACAGAUUGCAGGAGUUGCACUUACCCAAAUCACUUCCUUUUUUCCACCUCUUCUGUUUUGUAUGUUGGCUCACUAGGGAGUGCUUUGAUGCUGGGUAUCCUAUGUCUUUCACAUUGUACACAGGACCCCUGCUCUCCCCCCCCCCCACUUUUAUUUUCUGCAUAAGUCAAUUCAUUUUCAAGGAAAGUUUUAGAAAUCCUCUGGCCAGUGAUGGAUUUGGAAUAAAUUUUUAACAAGUUUCUAUGAGGGGUCUUUGUACCUAGCAGCACCCUGCCAAAGAUCUGGGUCGUGGGUCAUGGAGAAUAUUUAGAUGUGGCAUCUCCCUGUGGAGCAUAAUACAUUAUGCAAUUAUGCCAAAGUUGUUCUUUUCUAAAAUGGAGACAUACCCUCAGUUCAGCAAUUCCUCCGCAGUCAGUUUUAUCCUACUAAGUUGGCUUUCCCUAUUUUUAUUUCAAGAAAACUCUGGAUUGGACUUUUAGCUGCUUGGUGACAAUUGCCCAAAAGCAAAGGAAGGAGAAAGGAAUUAAAGCCAGGAAAGACUAGGGGCACAUUGCUACUCAUAGCUUGAAUUUUGUCAUCCCUUUCUUGUGUCCCCUUUGCUGCGUUAACUGUUUACAUUUGUUUUAUUGUACAUAGAUUUGUAAACAUAUUUGCCUAAGAUAUUUGUAUAUAACUUGGGCUUUCUAACUUUAUUUAUUAAGACUUCUGAGGCAUGUUUCCCUUAGGACAGUACGUCAACUUUAUGUGGUGACUGCCAUCCUGUGGUUUCACAAGAGAGAUGGUCCUAAAAUAAAGAUCUUUUAAUGUGGACA
Molecule: messenger RNA, 2289 nt
Organism: Ahaetulla prasina
Lineage: Eukaryota; Metazoa; Chordata; Lepidosauria; Squamata; Colubridae
Gene: NDEL1
Product: nudE neurodevelopment protein 1 like 1
Exons: 11
Coding region: 53-1096 (347 amino acids)
Biological process (GO): mitotic centrosome separation; establishment of mitotic spindle orientation; cell migration
Cellular component (GO): kinesin complex; centrosome; kinetochore
Molecular function (GO): microtubule binding
Source: RefSeq, a predicted model, not a curated record